Eutrema salsugineum is the source of this 916-nucleotide messenger RNA. Its product is annotated as 60S ribosomal protein L18a-2-like. The coding region runs from base 129 to 665 and encodes 178 amino acids. The record is from RefSeq and is a predicted model, not a curated record. Gene Ontology annotation, cellular component: ribosome; cytosolic large ribosomal subunit. Gene Ontology annotation, biological process: translation. Gene Ontology annotation, molecular function: structural constituent of ribosome. Lineage: Eukaryota; Viridiplantae; Streptophyta; Magnoliopsida; Brassicales; Brassicaceae. The transcript has 4 exons.
UUUAUUUGCCUUGUCAUUUACUAGGUCACAUAUAUAAAGCUGCUAGAAGAGUGUCUCUGUCUUUUGGAGGAAUAUUUGAUCGGCGGAGAGAGGUCUUUCACGGCGUUGUUCCCUCCUUUGUGACGAAAAUGGGCGUUUUCAGGUUUCACCAGUACCAGGUUGUCGGAAGAGCUCUUCCGACAGAGAAGGAGCUUCACCCUAAGAUUUACAGGAUGAAGCUCUGGGCUACGAACGAGGUUCGUGCCAAGUCCAAGUUCUGGUACUUCUUGAGGAAGCUGAAGAAGGUUAAGAAGAGCAAUGGUCAGAUGCUAGCUAUCAACGAGAUCUUUGAGAAGAACCCAACAAAGAUCAAGAACUUUGGAAUCUGGCUAAGGUACCAGAGCCGUACAGGUUACCACAACAUGUACAAGGAGUUCCGUGACACGACAUUGAACGGAGCAGUGGAGCAAAUGUACACGGAGAUGGCAUCAAGACACAGAGUGAGGUUCCCAUGCAUCCAGAUCAUCAAGACGGCCACAGUCCCAGCCGCACUGUGCAAGAGAGAGAGCACCAAGCAGUUUCACAACAGCAAGAUCAAGUUCCCUCUGGUCUUCAGGAAGGUUAGACCUCCCACCAGAAAGCUCAAGACCACCUACAAGGCCUCCAAGCCCAACUUGUUCAUGUAAAACCUCUCCAAAGGUAGUAAUCGACUUGUCCUACUUUGUGAGGGAUUCAUCAAAGCUGCUCUUCUUCUUUUUUGUCUUUUUAAUUUUGCUGGUGGUAGAAUCUUGGAAGCAUAACUAUGCGGGAUAUUGUUGUUUUCGUUGCUGGAUAUUUUUGUUUAUCUUUUUUAGUUGGCACUCGUGAGACUUUAAAGAAUUCAGAUGUUCUUAGUUCUUGUUCUUAAGGCCUUAAUGCUUAAAAGAUUUCCUCAUUU